Sclerotinia sclerotiorum 1980 UF-70 is the source of this 3732-nucleotide messenger RNA. RefSeq lists its product as hypothetical. The transcript has a single exon. Gene Ontology annotation, cellular component: catalytic step 2 spliceosome. Bases 1 to 3732 code for a protein of 1243 amino acids. NCBI's taxonomy places the organism in Eukaryota, Fungi, Ascomycota, Leotiomycetes, Helotiales, Sclerotiniaceae. The record is from RefSeq and is a predicted model, not a curated record. Gene Ontology annotation, biological process: negative regulation of RNA catabolic process; regulatory ncRNA-mediated post-transcriptional gene silencing.
AUGACAGAAGCAAACCCUCUUGUUCCCAAGUUCGCAUCUUUCCGGUCAAAACCCUCUAGCACAGCUGCCAACCUCGAACAGGAGGAUGAACAAAAACUAGCGACAAGAGAUAAACAACAUACCCAGGAAAGAGAUCAUCCAAGGCAUCAUCGUCGACACCAUAGAUCCAGAAGUAGAGAGAAAAACAGGUCUAGGAGUAAGGAAAACUCAAAUACACGUGAUUCACGCCACAGAUCACGGAGUCGAGAGAAGCACAGGAUCAGGGAGAAGGAAAACAGUGAAAGACAUGGCUCCUACCGUAGAUCUCGGAGCAGAGAUGAUCACCGAUCUAGUCGUCGACCUAUGCAUGAGGGACAAGUCCAAAGAGACCCAAAAGAGAAGCCAACGAAAUGCCAGCCAGAUAUUUCGGAGUCCGUUGUGGCAUCCGACAUUUAUGUUGUUGACAGAAAAGGAGAUGUAAAGAACCUAGUGUAUGGAAGCAACCACCGCUACAGUGUGCCACCAUUUCACCGAAUUGGAGCAGGUCGUAUCCUUGGUGCGCCCCGAGACACAAAAAUUGACAGAGAAUAUUCAGAUGAUAAGGGUAUUGUGCUUACCAAUCUGACAGAAUUCAGAUCUCAUAAUCGGGAGAAGUACAUUUUCUCCAAAGCUGAGAGAGAUAGACCUCGUCUUUUGAAGAUACGCCCAGAAGUCCUGGCCGAGGAGUCUUUCUUGCACGAUGAAGACUAUGUUCCAUUUCAGAUUAGCAGAGGCAAAAAACGAAAGAGAGUGGAUCGAGAGGCUGGCUCAAAGUUUGAUUCUGAUCACGAUGACACUCAUUACCGUUCAAUACAAGGAAAGGCAAAAAUAUCCAGUCAACCUCAGGAUGACGCUUUUCAAUAUGCUUCGGACAGUGAUUCGUCAGGAUCAGACUCUGGUCGAACGAUGAGACUUGAAUCCUCAAUCAAGCAAAAGAACAUAGAGCUAUCCAGAAAAAUAGAACAAGCUCCAGCUGAUGUAGAAGCGUGGAUUGCUUUAAUUGGGCAUCAAGAUACACUUCUGAAAGCAGGAGAUGACCGUCGUCGUAUCACUAAUGCAGAGAUCAGGAGCACAGCGGAUAUCAAAAUCCAUAUGUAUGAAAAAGCUCUGAAAAAUAUACACUGCUUACCAGACCGCGAACGGCUAUUACUAGGUCUGAUGGUCGAGGGCUCAAAGAUAUGGGAAAUCAAGGUUCAAGCGGAGCGGUGGGAACAGAUCGCAAAAGACAACAUUGAUAGUCUUAUCUUGUGGAAAAGAUACUUGGAUUUCAGGAAAAGCAACUUUUCAACAUUUAGAUAUGAGGAAGUUCGCGGGGUAUUCCUCAAUAGAAUUCGUUCUUUGAAAAAUAGUAUCAGCGUCGCACCUGAGUGGAUUUCCGUGAAAUCACUCUACGAACAACUUUUAUAUGUGGUUCUUAGAGCUACACUUUUCAUCCGCGAAUCCGGUUUUACAGAACUAGCAGUAGCAAUCUGGCAAGCUAUUUUGGAGAUGAAUUUUCAAGGACCGGAAUCCAUCCACGCCGAACAUGAGACAUCAGCAUUGGCGAGAACUAAAAUACUUGAACUUUUCGGGGACUUUUGGGAGGCAGAGGUCCCACGAAUUGGGGAACUAGGUUCUUUAGGUUGGAAAAGCUUUGCAGAGACUGGGGAUGACUCAACAGUUCCGAAUGCUCAGACUGACAAACCAGAGAUGUCACUUAAUGGCCAAGAUGUCUUCAAAAGCUGGGUUAUCGCGGAAUCUUCUCGUAUAAAAGCUUCCAGAAUUCCUGCAAGAACCAUGGAUGAUACUGUGGAGGACGAUCCUUUUAGAGUCAUCUUAUUCACUGAUAUCGAGAAUUUUCUCAUCUUACUGCCAAAAUCUGCUGAGUACUUACGAAGAACUCUUUUGAAUGCAUUCUUGAUAUUCUGUCAUUUACCCCGUAUACCUUUUCAGGACCACGAGUCGGGUGCGGAUUGGAGCCAUGAUUUAUUUCUGCGCAAUGAAAUGCUCGACUACGAUUCGGAGUGGAUCAAAAAAAAAUACUUCAAAAAGCCUACUGAUGACUCGAUCGAGGAUGAAAAAACCGAAGUGUUAUCGAUCUUCACAGCUCCUACAACAAACUUUGCGAUGGCACCAGAAUCUAUGUUUAGCAAAAGUUGGUUCAGCAGCUUCAAGCCAUGGCGAGAAGUAUACGGCAACGAGGAUAAUGGACCCAUUCCUUAUAUUUGGGUUCGCAACACUUUGAAACAACUCACACAAUCAUAUCCAAUAGAAGAUUUUGCAGAAUACUACCUGGCAUUUGAAUGGAUAAAUGAACCCGACACUAUCAAAAAGGUCGCCAAAACCCUCAUCAAACAACAUUCUUCCAGCCUCAAACUCUACAAUGCAUACGCUAUGAUCGAAUUGUCAAAAGGCAACCAAGAAAUCUCAAAUAGAAUUUACACGGCCGCUUUAGGAAUGAGUAAAUCUAUGCUCUCCUCGCCCGAGUCCAACGACAACAAGGAUUCAGUUCACCUCUGGAAAAGUCUAAUCUGGGCACAUCUCUUAGUCGGGUCCAAAGAAACGGCAUUAUCACAUCUGCUCUCAAUCCCACAUGGUAUUCCAAGCCCAACGAAUCCCGUCGAAAUAAGUCCUGCAGCCCUCCUCAAAAGUCAACAAUAUCUGUCGUCGAACCGCGACCAUUUCCUCACCACGCGCAAUCCCACAUACGCAGUUCUUUACACCGAACUCCUCGCUCUCCUCAAAUACCUAACCACCACCUCCUCGACAGCUCCUCAAUCACCUCAACAGGGAAACAUCACAACUGCCCUCGAAAUCCUCACUACCUUUUCCGAACAGCUCUCUUCCCGACUAACCUCAAACUCACUAUCAGCCUAUCCUCUCGUCCUCCUCCACCAAUCCAUAGCCCGUCUCCUUCACCACCACGCGAAAUCCGGACCUUAUCGUCCCCAGACCCUCCACUCACAACUCACAGCCUCUUUACGCUUAUUUCCCAGCAACACAAUCUUCUUCUCUCUCCUCACUUCGCCAGCUUUCGGUACAACCAGACUCAUGAGUCCAGUCACUCUGAGUACUUUAUUCUCCGAGCUUCUAGAUUCAUCCUCAUCGCACAAUCCACUACCCCUCUACCUCCACAUCAUCCAUCAUCACCUCCAACACGCACAAUCCUCUACCGCGAAUCUCAACAAGGCUAAUUCAACAUUCAUCUCUGCAUUAAAUCUAAAGGGUUCAAAAUCUUCACCUACUUUAAAUACUGAACUGGCGAAUUCAAGCUCGCUUUGGAAAUUGUAUUUAUUAUUUUGUGAAACAUAUCCACAAUUCCUACCUCUUUCAUCAUCCUCCUCCUCAUACUCAUCCUCAAAAGCCCUACUCCCCCAAUCUAGCAACGAAAUACAGAAUAAAAAAGCUAAAGCUAAGAACCAAAAAGCAAAAGGAACACUAGAAUUAUGGAAACAGGCAAUCGCUCGACUUCCCUGGCUUAAAUCUAUUUAUACACUUGGUUUCGAAAGGAUAUGUGAGAUAUAUUGUGAAGAUGAGGAUGACGAUGCGGAGGAAAAUGUGAAGAAGGUAAUGGAAAAAGGAAGAGGAAAAGGGGAAAAAGCAAAAAUAGACAGUGAAAUAACAACACAGUUGAAGAAUAUUUGGAGGGUAACGGGGGAGAAGGAAAUAAGAGUUCAUGUUGAUUUGGAGGGGCUGUGGGAUGCUGAGGAGGAAGAGGAAGAGAAAAGGGGAUAG